GUCUCAAGCUUUCUUUGGCUUUCAUCAAUGGAGAAAAGCAAGAAUCCUUGUUGCAUAGCUGUUGUUCUCCUUCUGGUAGUGGGUUAUGUUUCUGGGGUGUUGGAUUCAUGGGAAGAAGCAGGUUAUGUGUCUGGGGUAGGAGAUCCGGGGAUGAAAAGAGAUGGGCUGAGGUUGGCGAUAGAGUCCUGGAAUCAGUGUAAUGAAGUUGGUGAUGAGACUCCUAACAUGGGCAGCCCUAGAGCUGCUGAUUGCUUCGAUGUAUAUAAAUCUGCGCAACUGCUGAAUACACAGAAGAAGUGCUCAGUCUGCAAUGCCAUACCAUACUUGUUAGUCCACAGAGUCACAGAGGAAGACAACAAGCUAGGAGUGGGACAACCUUUUCUUGGAGUGCAACCACAGCCUGGUACCAAUGUAGACCUUUACGCAGCAAAAAAAGAAAUUUAUUUGGGUUCUAAAUGCCAAGUUGAAGACACCCCAAAACCAUGGCAGUUCUGGAUGAUCAUGCUUAAGAGUGGGAACAUGGACACUUAUGCUGCCAAGUGCCCUAAAAAUGGCCAUAAAGUAGGACCCUAUGGCCCAGAUGAUCGGUUCCCUUGUUUUGGCGAAGGAUGCAUGAACCAUCCACUGAUUUACCACAAUUACACCACCCUGAGAGGGUCUACCAUGAAGGGAAGAUUUUACGGGUCAUGGGACUUGGAUGCUGAUUUGAGUAAAGGAAUGGUGGGCAACAUCUCUUACCACUCUGUGACUUGGGAGAAGCAACUUGGGGAGGGAAGUUGGGUUUUCCACCAUGUCUUGAGAACUUCAACAAAGUAUCCAUGGCUAAUGCUUUACUUGAGAUCCGAUGCCACCACUGGAUUCUCUGGUGGUUACCAUUACCCUACGAGAGGCAUGUCAAAAAUUAUUCCAGAAUCACCAUAUUUUAAAGUGACGUUCACCUUGAAUGUGAUUCAAGGUGGUGGUCCAAGCAGCCAAUUCUACUUAAUGGACAUAGGAAGCUGCUGGAAGAACAAUGGCCAGCCUUGCGAUGGCAAUGUAACAUCAGAUGUAACUCGAUACAGUGAAAUGAUAAUAAAUCCUAACAAAAGUGCAUUGUGCCGUCCAGACAACCUAAAUGUAUGCCCACCCUACCACACAUUCCCUAAUGGGACGCGGGUCCAUCGCAAUGACACCGCUCGCUACCCUUACGCAGCCUAUUAUUUCUAUUGCUCUCCUGGGAACGGACAGCACCUUGAAGAGCCUUAUCAUCUGUGUGACCCAUUCAGCAACCCUCAGCCUCAAGAGUUAUUGCAAAUUCUGCCACACCCCGUUUGGGGUGACUAUGGCUACCCUACCAAACAAGGGGAGGGCUGGAUUGGAGAUUCCAGGACAUGGGAACUUGAUGUGGGAAGGUUGUCCCAGUCACUUUACUUUUACCAGGAUUCAGGGACCCCACCAGCUCGAAGGCUAUGGAUGUCUGUUGAUCUGGGGACUGAAAUUUACAAAGAUGCUGAUCAGAUUGCUGAAUGGACAGUCAGCGACUUUGACAUCUUGGUGCCAGCCAACCCGAAGUGAAUGAAUGUUUGGAUUAAGUCUGAAAUUAGCAUUUAAGUCAGUAGAUUUCUUUUAGCUUGCUAUAUGUAAGAUUAUAAUUUGGAUUCUGUUUUCACGACUGAUAGUAACAUUUUUUGUGAUAUGAAAAUUAUAGUACAAGUUGGUGC
Molecule: messenger RNA, 1700 nt
Organism: Vitis riparia (riverbank grape)
Lineage: Eukaryota; Viridiplantae; Streptophyta; Magnoliopsida; Vitales; Vitaceae
Exons: 4
Coding region: 28-1554 (508 amino acids)
Source: RefSeq, a predicted model, not a curated record